Messenger RNA from Actinia tenebrosa (Australian red waratah sea anemone), 1343 nucleotides. RefSeq lists its product as uncharacterized. The record is from RefSeq and is a predicted model, not a curated record. Lineage: Eukaryota; Metazoa; Cnidaria; Anthozoa; Actiniaria; Actiniidae. Gene Ontology annotation, cellular component: nucleus. Gene Ontology annotation, molecular function: DNA-binding transcription activator activity, RNA polymerase II-specific; RNA polymerase II transcription regulatory region sequence-specific DNA binding. Gene Ontology annotation, biological process: regulation of transcription by RNA polymerase II.
GUGAAUGAUGACGAAUUGGCAGGUAUUGCAUCAGCCACGGCUACAAGACUCAUGACACGUUUUCUUUUCACUAGAUUUCAUCAUCCUUUCAAAAUGGCGGAGUAAAUGCGGAAAGUGUAAACUUCUAAGGCAUUUAUUGCUACGUUUUAACCAUGGCAGCCCACACCAAAGACAGAAUCCAUUUGCACUAUAUAAGAUUAAGAUUUAUUAAUGGCGAGGACACAUACGAAGAAAACCAAGAUGAAUACAAUUAUAGAAUUUGCAGAUCUUCUUUCCGCAGAGGAGAUGGAAUUUUUUCCAUCGUUAGACAUCUCUCUGCCUCUGUCGACGGAGUUCGGUAGCGACAUUGAUGACGUGUUACAAGGAAAUACCGUAAUCAAAGAUGCAAGCCAGGAUUUUUCGGCUGACGAUAUCCUUCAGGAGUUGAAUUUUGAAGGUGGAGAUAAACUCUUAGAAACAGACUGGUUGACUCAAAAGUUUGACUUCAGUAGUUUUGAUCCAGGUUUGGCAACCACUAGUGAAACAUUUGAAGAACUGUCUCAAGUUGAAAGCACGGAGCUGGAAAGUUCUCUAGUUGAGUUAGACAAUGCACUUCUAGCCCACCCCAUGGGUCAAGAACAAUUAUUAAUUCCUGUAGACAUGCCAACUACACCUGAACAGAAGGUUCCUGAGUUCUUGGCUGUUUCUCCUUACAGUGUUGAUAGUGCUGUUUCUCCAGGAUGUGUGACAUCACAGGACUCCAGUCAAUCAUCACCAUGCUCUCCAUACUCGGAUUCUAGUAGUGAGAGCACUGUGUCCUUGACUGACCUCCUGACUGAUGACUCCAGAUGCACUUCAUCUAUUUCUCCCAGUAAGCAGAUAGGAUCACUGGUUGACAAACACAGCAAAGCAUCCAAGAGAGAAACACCAUACUCUAGAAAUAGCCCCAUCACCAAACCAAAAGUCAAAAGUCCAGCUCAAAAGCAGAGAAAACGUGUGCAGAAUAAAGUUGCUGCCACAAGAUACCGUGUAAAAAAACGAAGCGAGCAAGAAAGGCUUUUUGACGAACUUCAAGAAAAAGAGAAGGAAAAUGCUGACUUGACAGACCAAAUGGCAUCAAUCAGUAAAGAAAUAGAAUAUUUGAAAAACUUGAUGUUAGAGGUGUACAAAACAAAACAGAAAAACGAGCAAAAGAAGAUUGUAGUAGAAGUAGCUUGAGACCUAUUAUUUUGCACGCAUAACAUACUAGAAAUUUGUAAAUAUAACCGCAUGCUUCUAUAACUUAUUCACAUUAUUGACCAAGUUACAUUGUAUCAUAAUUUUUUCAUUAUGCUUUUACGAAAAUAAAUAUUGAACAAAAAUAA